Perca fluviatilis (European perch) is the source of this 5232-nucleotide messenger RNA. RefSeq names its product metal transporter CNNM1-like. Gene Ontology annotation, cellular component: plasma membrane. NCBI's taxonomy places the organism in Eukaryota, Metazoa, Chordata, Actinopteri, Perciformes, Percidae. The record is from RefSeq and is a predicted model, not a curated record. Gene Ontology annotation, biological process: magnesium ion homeostasis; transport. Gene Ontology annotation, molecular function: transmembrane transporter activity. The coding region runs from base 129 to 2852 and encodes 907 amino acids. The transcript is spliced from 10 exons.
CAUCAUUAUCACCGCGGUUAUUGAGCUGCUCCACGGUCCCUCCCUCCCUCUCCCGCAUGGACCGGAACCACGCAGUGCCACGUGACCGCGGAGCUCUGGACUGAACGAGCCUCUCUCACACCCGCAUCAUGGCUGCGGAGGAUGCGGCCGCGCGGUCCCGAACCGGAGCCCUGCUCCCCCGCGGGGCUCCGCUCUCUCCUCCCCGCCUGCUGCUGCUGCUCUCCCUGGCCGCGGGCUCCCUGCUCCCCGCCCCGGCGCUCGGCUUGCUCGGCUUUCGGCCGGAGGAGACCGGAGCGGAGCUGUCCGUGGCGGACGGGGUGCUGAAAGCCACCGAGGGGACCCGCUUCAUGCUGCGGGUUUAUUACUCCACCUCCCCGCAGAGGCUGAACCGCACCGCGGCGACUCGCGCCAACAACGCCGCGCCCUGGGUCGCCUUCAUCGAGGAGCCGAGUCCCGGGCGAGAGGGACAAGCUCACCCGAAGCGGAACAUGUGCAUGGACAAGAACGCCAGGACGUCCGACAUCGAGGUUUUGGGCUCUUUCAAGUCCGCUUCCAGUCAAAACUCGGUGCUGGUGGAGCUGCUGGCCAAAGACCUGCGGAGGGGGGAGAAGAUGAAAUACUACUCCAUGUGCGCCUUUGACGGAUCCAAAUGGGAACACUACCGGACGCGGGAUUUCUGGGUGGCCGUGGUGGAGCGCUCGGCUGUCCCGGAGCUCUGGCUGCAGGUGCUGGUGUCCGUGCUGCUGCUCGGGCUCUCGGCGCUGUUCAGCGGGCUGAACCUGAGCCUGCUGGCGCUGGACCCGGUGGAGCUGCAGGUCCUCCAGAACAGCGGCACCGACAAGGAGCAGAACUACGCGCGGAAAAUCGAGUCGGUGCGUCGGCACGGCAACUACGUGCUCUGCACUCUGCUGCUGGGCACCGCGAUCAUCAACGCCUCGCUCGCCGUGUGGAUGUGCCAGAUCCUGGGCAUGACCUGGCUCUCCACGGUCAUCUGCGCCUUCGGCAUCUUCUUCGUCGGGGAGAUUCUCCCGCACUCGGUGGCGUCGCGCCACGGCCUCGCCAUCGCCUCCAAAACCAUCUGGGUGACGCGGCUGCUCAUGGUGAUCUCCUUCCCCAUCUCCUACCCCAUCAGCAAACUGCUGGACCUCAUCCUCAACCAGGAGAUCUCGAACUUCUACACCAGGGAGAAGCUCCUGGAGAUGCUGCGCGUGUCCGACCCGUACCACGACCUGGUGAAAGAGGAGCUCAACAUCAUCCAGGGAGCGCUGGAGCUGCGGACCAAGACCGUGGAGGACGUGCUGACGCCGCUGAGCGACUGCUUCAUGCUGGCCUCGGACGUGGUGCUGGACUUCAACACCAUGUCGGACAUGAUGCAGAGCGGAUACACGAGGAUACCGGUGUUCGAGAACGAGCGCUCCAACAUCGUGGACAUCCUGUUCGUCAAGGACCUGGCGUUCGUGGACCCGGACGACUGCACCCCGCUGAAGACCAUCACCCAGUUCUACAAACACCCGCUGCACUUCGUGUUCAACGACACCAAACUGGACGCCAUGCUGGAAGAGUUCAAGAAAGGGAAGUCCCACCUGGCCAUCGUGCAGCGGGUGAACAACGAGGGAGAGGGCGACCCUUUCUAUGAGGUGAUGGGCAUCGUCACCCUGGAGGACGUCAUCGAGGAAAUCAUCAAGUCAGAGAUCCUCGACGAGACGGACCUCUACACUGACAAUCGUACGAAGCGCCGUGUUUCUCACCACGAGCGGAAGCAGCAGGACUUCUCCAUCUUCAAACUGUCGGAGAACGAGAUGAAAGUGAACAUCUCUCCUCAGCUUCUCCUGGCAACACACCGCUUCCUGUCCACAGAGGUGGAGCCCUUCAAACCCGCUCACAUCUCAGAGAAGAUCUUGCUGAGGCUGAUCAAACACCCCAGCGUGGUUCAGGAACUCAGCUUCGACGAGAAGAACAAGCGAGCGUCGCAGCACUUCCUGUUCCAGCGCAACAAACCCGUGGACUACUUUGUCCUGGUCCUGCAGGGUCGAGUUGAGGUGGAGUUUGGUAAGGAGGCGCUGAAGUUUGAGAAUGGAGCGUUUUCCUACUUUGGGGUUCCUUCCAUCAUGCCAGCAGUCCACAGAUCCCCCUCUCGCAGCAGUGGUUUGGACCGCUCUGAGUCCAUGCUGUACGGAGGCAGCAUGAGCCAACUAAACGGUGGGGGGAACGUCUACCUGCCAGACUACUCUGUCAGACAGCUCACACAUCUGCAGAUCAUCAAGAUCACCCGGAGCCACUACCAGAACGCUGUGACAGCCACCCGGAUGGACAGCUCUCCUCUGACGCCGGAUGCAGACGGCCGUCUGGCAGAAGGCAACGGCCCAACCCCAGAGGCCCCGGCCGCGGAGCACGGCGCCACGCUGAUGCCCCCGGGGCACAGCAGCAGCAGCAGCACCACCACCACCACUCUCAUGCCCCCACCCAGGGAGCACGGCCGGCCCAGCUCCGCCCGAACCCGAGGACAGCAGUCCAGCGUCCCGCACAGCACCUCGCUGCUGAACGAGAAGAACCGCAUCGUCCGCAGCAAGUCUGACGGCCAGAAGAGCCCCAGCGACUCAGUGUUUCUCAGGAUGGAUGAGAUCCCUUACAUCAGGGAGGACAGAUCUGAGGCCGACGCGCACACUGACAUGGCCUCUGUUCCCAUAGAAACGGACACGUCCCCUUUCAUCAGCAGCCUGUCCCUCAGCGGCUCAGAGGACACACUGGGCAAGAAACUCCUGCUCAAACUCAGCCACAAGAAGAGGAAAAAAUCCCGCGAAGGAGAAAGAACACCAGAGGACAUUUCAGAACAGCCGCUGGUGAAAACCUAGCAGCGUGCGUGUGUGCGUGAAUGUGUGCGCGCGCGUGCGUGUGACGGACCCGGACAUUCAAUCAUCUGAUGGUUCUUUAAGUUGUUUGUGAAGACGAUGUGGUUGGUGAACUACAGCUAUCAGAGUUUUAUCUGAAAACAACACACCCCCUCCCCCCCUCCCACUGUGGGAGUUUAUAAAGUGGACCCAUCCACAGAUAUGUACUGAACUCAUGGAUGGAAGACAUCAGUUUAUAAAAAUAAAAAAAACGGGGGGGUCGCAGCUUUGCAAUAUGCAUUAUACUGGAACUUCACAGGUUUUUUCAUGCUGAUGCUUGUAAAGGAAUGACUGUGAAUGUUAAAGGUUUGUAGAAAAUAAUAGUUUUAUACUAUAUAUAGUAUAUAUAUGAUCACUUCUCCAAUGGAGCUGAGGGGAAUAACAGUACACAGGAAUCGGAUGGAAGACACCAAAGACGUUGCUGUUUUUAUACUGCCCCGAAUUGCAUGGGGACAUCUCAACAGAACAGAAGUAAACUGGCCGCUUUGUGCUCAGGCUUUUGGUUUGAAAGGUCUCUUGAUUAAUGUUGCUUGUUUACCUGCUAAUGAGAUCUAUAGUCUAACAUGAACCGACAACAAAUAUUAUUCUUUUCGUCUUCUAUUUAUGUACGGACAAGCAUUUUAUAUCCAGAUUGUGUCCGUUUUUAAAACAUUUCCCUCCCUUUUUCCAAAAUGCAGAUUGGCACACACGUCUAAUAAGAUCUUUACAAACCAGGGGCAUUUUUUUUUCUUCUUUUUUCUUGCGAUCAAUUUGCACAUCAAUAUAUUUUUUUUCCCACUGUUUUUUGUUGUUGUCAUGAGUUCUUUCACAAAGAUCGCAAAUAUGACGCAGUGACAAAGCGACACCUAAUCUUUUUUUCCAAACAAUGUUGAUUUUUCUGAGCUCCUGUUGCAUAAAACAACAACAACAUGGGUUCACAUAGCCUGAACACAGAGCCACCCGAGGCGACAAACUUUUACUGCUUUCAACCUUGACUAAGGCAGCGCAUAUCAUAUCCACUUCUUUUAAUUACCUUUCACAAUAAAAGUCCUCGAUGGCGUAACUGCUUACCUGUCGGCAGGGUCCACAGUUAGCACCAGCCACCAGCCAAACGCUGAUAAUAUAUGCAAGUGGCUGGUAGAUUUGCGUCACUCACCAGCCAAAAAAAACAAUGGUAAUUUAUUGAGUGUCUGGUCAAAUUUUAACAUUAACUAGCCAUUUGGCUGGUGGAAAUUUGUUUUUAUUUUGUACCCUGCCUGCCGGUAGCCUAUAAAUAUUCCGAAGUGAGGAUUUCGCAUUUUCGUGUUGUUUAUUCAUAACGCUCCCAGUGUGUAAAGGCCUUAAGCAAGUACAUAAUGUGGCCAAAAGUAUGUGGACGCCUCUGUUUUUCUGGUUUGGGCCGCCUACUUACAAUGAACGGAAGUCUUAAUGCAACAGCAUACAAUGAAUUUUAGACAUAAAUGUAACUUUGCAUCAGUAGUUUUUGUAUGUUAGUGUCAGGUGGUAAAAACACAAAUGGUUGAAACGCCCGCUCUGCAUCAUCGCAGCUGUAUGUUCAAACAGCAGGCUGACUCUGAAGUAGCUGAUUGAUUGUGCACCUUGUUAUCUGACAAUAGUCAGAUUGGAUUUGUAUGGUUGUUCAAUUGUUAUGUUGCUUAUUCUGCUUCGUGGUGAAACUCAUCGCUAUAACGCCUCCGCUUAUCCAGAAAUGACCCUCAUCCUUUUUUGUUUUGAGCUCUUCUUUUUCAUUAUCUGAGCCGAAAGUUUCAUUUUGAAGAUAUGUGACGCAAAUCGCAUUUUUAUAGCUCAUAAAAAAAAAAGUCUUCUUCUGAACCUUAGAGCGCUAUUAGACUGUGGCUCAGACAUGGAUAGAAGACAGAUUGGAGCCGCCUGUCUGCAUAUAGAUUUUUUUUUUUAAAUGUCUUUCAUUUCAGUUCAGUUGUAUUCAUGACACGAUGUGUGACCACUGAACCUCUUUAAAUAUUCUGCUCGUGCUGAGCCCUUUUCAUUAGAUCCAUUUCAAUUAUAAAUGAAUCUCGUUUUCUCUAGCAUUUCUUUAUUGGAGGGGGAAAUGAAAGUGUCUGCAAAGUGGCUGAAACUACUGUUGUUCCCCACAACAUAUGAUGGUUGUAUCCCCUUGUGUCAUAUAGGAUGCCAAGAUUACAUCUGUUAUUGGGUUUAGAAGAUUAUCUACACUGGAAACACAUACCUCCAAUAAGGCUCUGUUGCAGACUCGGAUGUACAGUACGUCUUCACUCAUCGGCGUCUCCAAUCAUUUCUCAACCAAUCAGCAUUAAUGUAAAUAUUAAUAACUAGCUUGACACAACUUGACUUUUCAUCUUCACUUUAAAUGUCACUGGACUGA